CUUUUAGGAAGAGCGAGCUGUGAUUGGCUGUCAAAACCAGUUUAAAUAACUGCACUGCAGGUUUCCCUCUCACUGUGGAAGGAAGAUAGACUUUUGGUUGCGCUGAGUCAGAUAGAGGCAUUUCAGUUUGCGUUUGAUCUUAUCUCUGGCUGAAACCAUGGGGUUUAUUCUACGUGUGGUGCUACUAUGGCUGCUCAUUAUGGGAGAGCUUCAGGCAAGCGUUACAUCCCGUGCCCCGGCAGCCCGGCUACCAGCAGAAACUGCCGCAACCCGUGCCCCAGCCUUGGCGGCAACCCGUGCCCCAGCCUUGGCGGCAACCCGUGCCCCAGCCUUGGCGGCAACCCGUGCCCCAGCCUUGGCGGCAACCCGUGCCCCAGCCUUGGCGGCAACCCGGCUACCAGCAGAAGCCCAUACUCCAGCAGCUUGGCUACCAGCAGAAGCCCAUACUCCAGCAGCACGUGCCCCAGCCUCAACGGCCGCAGCCUGGCUACUAGACGAAGCCUGUGCACCAGUCUCAACGGCCGCAACCCGUGCCCCAGCCUUAGCGGCAACCCAUCCUCCAGCAGAAGCCUUAGCGGCAACCCGUGCCCCAGCCUUAGCGGCAACCCAUCCUCCAGCAGAAGCCUUAGCCGUAGCCCGGCUACCAGCAGAAGCCCAUACCCCAGCAGCUUGGCUACCAGCAGAAGCCUAGACUGA
Molecule: messenger RNA, 696 nt
Organism: Siniperca chuatsi (mandarin fish)
Lineage: Eukaryota; Metazoa; Chordata; Actinopteri; Centrarchiformes; Sinipercidae
Product: late cornified envelope protein 5A-like
Exons: 3
Coding region: 187-696 (169 amino acids)
Source: RefSeq, a predicted model, not a curated record